GUAACCAAGAGGAGAGAGAGAGGAGAGAUCUGCACUCCCACUCUCACACCGUAUAUAAACAGAAACAAAACACUGCUUUCGGAAAAUCCCCCUCUCACACACACACCGACACACAGUAAUCUGUAUAGUUGAAAGAUAACAGAUCUCUCUGCAAUGGCGCAGCCGCUGGUGAAGAAAGACGACGACCGCGAUGAUGAAGUGGAUUACUCUCCAUUCCUGGGAAUUGAGAAGGGUGCGGUAUUACAGGAAGCUAGAGUUUUUAAUGACCCUCAAUUGGAUGCGAGAAGAUGUUCACAGGUCAUCACGAAGCUUCUGUAUCUUCUUAAUCAGGGUGAAAUAUUCACAAAGACUGAAGCUACAGAAGUAUUCUUUUCCGUCACAAAGCUAUUUCAGUCGAAAGAUAUUGGUUUGAGAAGGAUGGUUUAUCUUAUUAUAAAGGAGCUAUCUCCCUCUUCAGACGAGGUUAUCAUUGUCACAAGCUCCCUAAUGAAGGACAUGAAUAGUCGCACUGACAUGUAUCGAGCUAAUGCUAUCCGUGUACUUUGUCGAAUUAUUGAUGGAACACUUUUGACCCAAAUUGAAAGAUACCUAAAGCAGGCUAUUGUGGACAAAAAUCCCGUUGUUGCUAGUGCUGCACUUGUGAGUGGUAUCCAUCUGCUACAGACAACUCCUGAGAUAGUCAAAAGAUGGAGUAAUGAAGUACAAGAAGCUGUUCAAUCUCGAGCUGCACUUGUACAGUUCCAUGCACUUGCUCUGCUCCACCAAAUACGGCAAAAUGAUCGUUUGGCUGUUAGCAAGUUGGUUAUCAGCUUGACAAAGGGGACUGUUCGUUCUCCUUUAGCUCAAUGCCUUUUGAUUCGCUACACUAGUGAGGUUAUCAGAGAGUCAGGUGUUAAUACACAAACAGGAGACCGGCCGUUCUAUGACUAUCUCGAGGGUUGUCUACGUCACAAAGCUGAAAUGGUUAUCUUUGAAGCAGCUAGGGCAAUCACAGAGUUGAGCAAUGUGACUACCAGAGAGCUAACUCCUGCCAUAACUGUGCUGCAACUUUUCUUAAGUUCUUCUAAGCCCGUCCUAAGGUUUGCUGCUGUCCGGACAUUGAAUAAGGUGGCAAUGACACAUCCCAUGGCUGUAACCAAUUGUAAUAUAGACAUGGAAAGCUUGAUCUCGGACCAGAAUAGAAGUAUAGCAACUCUUGCUAUUACCACUCUACUGAAAACAGGCAAUGAAUCUAGUGUUGAUCGCUUGAUGAAACAGAUCACAAACUUUAUGUCUGAUAUUGCUGAUGAAUUCAAGAUCGUUGUGGUAGAAGCUAUAAGAUCAUUGUGUCUGAAGUUCCCCCUUAAGUACAGAUCUCUGAUGAAUUUCUUAAGCAAUAUCCUGAGAGAAGAAGGUGGGUUUGAGUACAAAAAGGCCAUUGUUGAUUCAAUUGUCAUCUUAAUUAGAGAUAUUCCAGAUGCCAAAGAAAAUGGAUUGCUGCACUUAUGUGAAUUCAUAGAAGAUUGUGAAUUCACGUAUCUUUCCACCCAGAUUCUCCACUUUAUUGGAAAUGAGGGACCCAAGACAUCAGAUCCGAGUAAGUAUAUUCGGUAUAUCUACAACCGAGUAAUACUUGAGAAUGCUACUGUUCGAGCUAGCGCUGUUAGCACACUGGCCAAAUUUGGUGCCAUGGUUGACUCGUUGAAACCUCGCAUAUUUGUUUUAUUGAGGCGUUGCCUUUUCGAUACUGAUGACGAGGUUCGAGACAGAGCUACACUAUACUUGAAUACCCUUGGAGAUGGUUCAGUUUCAGAAACUGACAAAGAUGUUAAGGAAUUUUUGUUUGGCUCGCUAGAUAUACCACUAACAAAUUUCGAAAUUAGUUUGAAAAACUAUAUUCAGAAUCCUGCAGAAGAGCCUUUCAAUAUUAAUUCUGUACCCAGAGAAGUUAAGUCCCAGGCUCUUACCGAAAAGAAAGCCCCUGGUAAGAAACCAACUGGGUUGGGUGCACCACCUCCUCCCCCCACCUCUGCAGUUGAUGCUUAUGAAAGGCUUCUAUCCUCUAUCCCUGAAUUUGCAAGUUUUGGAAAGCUUUUCAAGUCAUCAGCACCUGUGGAACUUACAGAGGCAGAAACUGAAUAUUCAGUUAAUGUUGUCAAGCACAUAUUCGACCGACACGUGUUGUUUCAGUAUAACUGCACGAAUACCAUACCAGAACAGCUACUUGAAAAUGUGACUGUUAUAGUAGAUGCUUCUGAAGCUGAGGAGUUUUCUGAAGUAGGAACCAAACUUUUGAAAUCUCUUCCAUACGAUACACCAGCACAAACAUUUGUGGCGUUUGAGAAACCUGAAGGUGUCCCUACUGUUGGAAAAUUCUCAAACGUGUUGAGGUUUACUGUUAAAGAGGUUGAUACCUCUACUGGUGAGGCUGACGAUGAUGGUGUGGAAGACGAAUAUCAGCUCGAGGAUUUCGAAGUUGUUGCUGCAGAUUAUAUUCUUAAAGUUGGAGUCUCUAACUUUAAAAAUGCAUGGGAAAGCAUGGGCCCUGAUAGCGAGCGUAUAGAUGAAUAUGGUCUUGGGCCUAGAGAUAGCCUCGUUGAAGCUGUCAAUACAGUCAUCAAUCUUCUCGGCAUGCAGCCCUGUGAGGGCACGGAGGUUGUACCAAACAACUCAAGAUCACACACAUGUUUAUUGUCGGGUGUAUACACAGGAAAUGUGAAGGUGCUCGUACGGUUGUCAUUUGGAAUAGAUGGGUCGAAAGAGGUGGCAAUGAAGUUAGCAGUGAGAUCUGAGGAUGAGAAUGUCAGCGACGCGAUUCACGAAAUUGUUGCCAGUGGGUAAUUUCUCUAUUCCAUGCCUUUUUGCUUUGUAUUUUUUCAGUCGAGCGGCACAGUAAUUUUUAUUGUGGAAAAAUGAAGUAUAAAUAGAUAUUUUUUUGGGGGUCCAUGAGUUGAAUUUGAUAGAAAAUUGUUCUUUAGAUUUUUAUAUAUUUUUGGUUCAUUUCCUUCUGAAUAACAAUAAUUCUGUUGGACCUUAUUUUAUUUGAAAACUGUAUUAAGUAUAAAUAAUUUCUAUAUUUUCCUCCUCA
Molecule: messenger RNA, 3067 nt
Organism: Erythranthe guttata (spotted monkey flower)
Lineage: Eukaryota; Viridiplantae; Streptophyta; Magnoliopsida; Lamiales; Phrymaceae
Product: coatomer gamma-2 subunit, putative / gamma-2 coat protein, putative / gamma-2 COP
Biological process (GO): endoplasmic reticulum to Golgi vesicle-mediated transport; intra-Golgi vesicle-mediated transport; protein secretion
Cellular component (GO): COPI vesicle coat; endoplasmic reticulum-Golgi intermediate compartment; endoplasmic reticulum
Molecular function (GO): structural molecule activity
Source: RefSeq, a predicted model, not a curated record